Molecule: messenger RNA, 961 nt
Organism: Arabidopsis thaliana (thale cress)
Lineage: Eukaryota; Viridiplantae; Streptophyta; Magnoliopsida; Brassicales; Brassicaceae
Gene: NF-YB5
Product: nuclear factor Y, subunit B5
Exons: 1
Coding region: 199-681 (160 amino acids)
Biological process (GO): positive regulation of transcription by RNA polymerase II; regulation of DNA-templated transcription
Cellular component (GO): CCAAT-binding factor complex; nucleus
Molecular function (GO): DNA-binding transcription activator activity, RNA polymerase II-specific; protein heterodimerization activity; sequence-specific DNA binding
Source: RefSeq, marked reviewed
CUGUCAAAACGAAUAUUUUUUUAGAUGUAUACAUAAUAAACACAUUUAUGUUAAAACCUCUCCUUUUUCUGUGUGCCAUAUAGUUUGGCAAAUUACAUAUCUUCGUUCUAUAUCAUCAUUCGUUGUUGUGAAUCAUACUGAAACGAACCCCUCACCAAACAAGAUUUAUAGAUCCUCUGCUUUAAUUAUAAGAUUCUGAUGGCGGGGAAUUAUCAUUCGUUCCAAAAUCCAAUCCCUCGAUACCAGAAUUACAACUUCGGGAGCAGCUCAUCUAAUCAUCAACAUGAACAUGAUGGGUUAGUGGUGGUGGUGGAGGAUCAACAGCAAGAAGAAAGCAUGAUGGUAAAAGAACAAGACAGGCUACUUCCGAUAGCAAACGUAGGAAGGAUCAUGAAGAACAUCCUCCCAGCAAACGCAAAGGUCUCUAAAGAAGCCAAAGAGACUAUGCAAGAAUGUGUGUCCGAGUUCAUUAGCUUCGUCACGGGAGAAGCAUCCGAUAAAUGCCACAAGGAGAAGCGAAAGACCGUUAAUGGAGACGAUAUCUGUUGGGCUAUGGCUAAUCUAGGGUUUGAUGAUUACGCCGCCCAGCUCAAGAAGUACUUACAUCGUUACCGAGUUCUCGAAGGUGAGAAACCUAAUCAUCACGGCAAAGGAGGACCUAAAUCCUCGCCAGAUAAUUAAAAUUCUUCCAUCGCUUUUUGAUUUUCCUUGAUUAAUCUCCAUGUCAUCAUCUUCCUCUUUAGGACCAGCUAUCUUUUUCUAUCUUCUCAUAUAUUGUUCUACAUAUAUAAAUAAAUUUUAUGUAUAUGAUGAUAUAACAUGUAUGUGGUGUGAGGUACUGAACAAAUCUGUGUUAAUUCUUCCAGCUGAUUUUGUUAUUUUCUAUAUUUUUAUUUAUUUACAUAUAUUGGAGUGGAGAUCGAUCGAUGUGUAUAUUAUGAACCAUUUUCGGGAUUUUCUU